Molecule: messenger RNA, 410 nt
Organism: Fulmarus glacialis (Northern fulmar)
Lineage: Eukaryota; Metazoa; Chordata; Aves; Procellariiformes; Procellariidae
Gene: SREK1IP1
Product: SREK1-interacting protein 1
Exons: 3
Source: RefSeq, a predicted model, not a curated record
CUGGUCAUCUGACAUUUGAAUGCCGAAACUUUCUCCGAGUAGAUCCUCAGAGAGAUAUUGUUUUAGAUGUUAGCAGCACUAGCAGUGAAGACAGUGAGGAAGAAGAACUACAGAGAUUGCAAGCCAUGCGUGAAAAAAAAAAUUUAAAUGAGGAGGAAGAAAAAAAGAAACAAAAAAGAAAAAGCAAAGAAAAAGCAAAAUUGAAGAGACCAAGGAAAAGAUCUUCCUCAUCAAGUGCAGCUGAAGAGGAUGGGCCAAAGUCAAAAAAACAAAAAUCGCACAAAAAAGAAAGGGAAAAGGUAAAAAAGAAUAAGUCUAAGAAAGGAAAACAUCAUAAAAAGGAGAAAAAGAAGAGACGAAAGGAAAAAAGUUCAUCUUCUGAUAGUUCAGACAGUUCUAGUAGUGACUGA